UGAGGACGCGGCAGCAGGGGUGACUCAGUGCCCCGCCGCGGCUUUCCUUCCUGCCUCCUAAAAUUCCGGGAUUCAAACCCGGCGUUUUCCGCUCCACCCCUCCCCCUCUCCACCCCCCGCCUGUCAUUACCCAGACUGUCCGGGUGUUUCGUCCCCCACCUCCCAUCUAUAGAACUGAAGGCCGACCUUCGCGCUCUCCCUCGCUGCGGGCCCGGGGAUCAGACUUGGCCCGCUAGAGCCGGGGACCGCACUGGGCGACAGAUCCGGAGCCCGGCCGGAGGGGGCGGUGCGCGGCGCUCUCCGGCGCACAGGCGGACCUAGCCGAGCCCCGCUCCCCAUUGGCCGCCACCUCGGCGGGAGGGGCCGCCCGGGCUCGGGGCACCUGGCGUCGCCCCUCCGCAGGGAAAUCGGAGGCUGCCGGGCAUGGGCGCCUGGAGGUAAAGGCAUCGGGAGGGAGGCCUGGGGUAUCUGUGGAGCUCGGGGAGGCCAGCCCUGUUUCUGCCAGCUGCCCCGGCGCGGGCGGCCCUCGGAUUCUCCUGCUCUGGCUUCGGCAGCCGGAAACUUUGCUCCGAGAAGUCCCCCACCCUCCUGAUCGCGCCGAGAGGCGCCUGGUGGGCCGCGCGCCCCCGGGGGCCCCGCAGCCCCGCGCGUGAUUGCGGGGGCCCCCAGGCGCCAGGCGCCCGCCGCGCUCCGCCGUGCGCGCGCGGCCGCCAGGAUGCGCUACGCGGACCCCUCGGCGAACAGGGAUUUGUUGGGGAACCGAACUUUGCUCUUCAUCUUCAUCUGCGCCUUCGCCUUGGUGACCUUGCUGCAACAGAUCUUGUAUGGCAGGAACUACAUCAAGAGAGGCCUCCAGUUUGGUUGGCAGAGUGGUGACCAGCUGGCCAAUUGGACGGGGCUCUUUAAUGUCACGGACGACCUGGCAGUGCAGAGCGGCAGUGACUCCAGUUCCAGGUACUUUGAAUUUUAUGAGGGCCCUUUUGAGUAUAACUCCACAAGAUGCCUGGAGCUGAGGCACGAGAUCUUGGAAGUGAAGGUGCUCUCCAUGGUGAAGCAGUCGGAGCUGUUCGACAGGUGGAAGAGCCUCCAGAUGUGCAAAUGGGCGAUGAACAUCUCUGAAGCCAACCAGUUCAAGUCCACCCUGUCCAGGUGCUGCGAUGCCCCCUCUUUCCUCUUCACCACCCAGAAGAACACGCCCCUGGGGACGAAGCUCAAGUACGAGGUGGACACUAGCGGCAUCUACCACAUCAACCAGGAGAUCUUCCGCAUGUUUCCCAAGGACAUGCCCUACUACCGGUCCCAGUUUAAGAAGUGUGCGGUGGUGGGCAACGGGGGCAUCCUAAAGAACAGCCGCUGCGGGAGGGAGAUCAACAGUGCCGACUUUGUCUUCCGGUGCAACCUACCCCCCAUCUCAGAGAAGUACACCAUGGAUGUAGGGGUGAAGACAGACGUGGUCACCGUGAACCCCAGCAUCAUCACAGAGAGGUUCCACAAGCUGGAGAAGUGGCGGCGACCCUUCUACCGCGUGCUACAGCUGUACGAGAACGCGUCGGUGCUGCUGCCCGCCUUCUACAACACGCGCAACACCGACGUGUCCAUCCGCGUCAAGUACGUGCUGGACGACUUCGAGUCACCGCAGGCCGUGUACUACUUCCACCCGCAGUACCUGGUCAACGUGUCGCGCUACUGGCUCAGCCUCGGGGUGCGCGCCAAGCGCAUCAGCACCGGCCUCAUCCUGGCCACGGCGGCGCUCGAGUUGUGCGAGGAGGUGCACCUGUUCGGCUUCUGGGCCUUCCCCAUGAACCCCUCGGGCCUGUACAUCACCCACCACUACUACGACAAUGUCAAGCCCCGCCCCGGCUUCCACGCCAUGCCCUCGGAGAUCUUCAACUUCCUGCACCUGCAUAGCCGCGGCAUCCUGCGCGUGCACACGGGCACCUGCAGCUGCUGCUGAGGGCGGCGUGGGCCUUCUGCCGGCCCCCCUGGCACACGGGUACCCCCGGCACACGGAGCCACGCUCUUCCUCGCCGGCUGGCAGGGCGGGGCGAAGGCCUGGCACUGAGGCUGGCGCUCUCUUGGAUGCUCAGCUUCAGACUUGGGUCCUGUGGGCUCUGGGAGGCAGGGAUGCGGGCUGGGGAGAGACAGCUCUGUGCGCACCGCCUCACCUGCCCCCCACCCCGGCCACACCUCAAGAUGGGGGCCCUGGGGGUCCCAAGGGAAUCAAGCACAUUUCCACUCAGUGUUAGCAUCCAAAAGAGCACAAACCGUAUGGCCUCUUUGCAGCUAAAGGAAGUCCCUACUGGGAACAGAAAAGAGGGAGACAGACAGAACGUGUGAGCACAGUUUAGAUGUAACUCAGACUUUUGGGUUCCUGACUCUUAUUCCCAGGCCUCAGCCAUGAAAUGUGGUCUAGAAUCUCAGAGCUAAAAGGCCAACCGAGUGGCCAGACCUUCCUGUGAGGACAGUGGCUCAGAGAGGUCUAGGGAUUAUUAACCGAGUUUCCACCAACCGACUAAGUGGCGCUGUGACAUCUGAUGCAAGGGCUGUGGGUUAGGAUCUUCGCUCAGACACUGUCAACCAAGGACAGCCACCCCCUUCAAACACAUCCUCAGACACACACGUCUUGGUGCCUCCAGGUUCAAUCCUGUGUUUGACCUUUUGAUGAGAAGGAAAUAAACCAGACCAGCCAUUUGCACUAAGGUUUUCAAGCCAACGUUAUCGACUCAAUAAGUGCUUAGCGACUUGCUUCCUCUUCUGUCUCCCUAUUUUCAGCUCUGUUUUAACCGGGAGUUAUUUAUAAGAUCCAUCCCUCUGUGUGUUCCUGAAUACUGCAGUUCCUGCUGUAUCGUGUUCCUGAAUUGGAACCGUAAGGCUCUGGACUGGAAAGCGCUGACAUGUGACUGGUGAGCUUAGCGACGGAAGUGAGUCUGGGCCUCCGACACCAGCAUCACUGAGGUCCUACCGUGAAGGCGGGGUUUCCCGCAGCACGCAGCCUGCUGGCCUUCGCGUGCGUGGAUCCACAGGGCCUGUGCUUUGGGAAGUCAGCUGUGCCUAGGCUGAAAGGGCUUCUCGUGUCAUUUCACAUCGCUUUCCUCCCCCCUGUGGUAUUCUCACCAUGAAUGCAGCUGUGCCUAAUACACACUGUUGGUAAAUUGCCUUAGAAUUUAGCUUUGUGGAACCGCAGAAGGCUAGUGCUGGAGGAUCUUCAGCCUGCCCCUCCUUUCCUCCCUUCCUGCUCUCUCCCCUCCUUCACCUAAACAUUUCCAGAAGCCUGUUCUGCUUUGGUUUGGGGUGAGGCUUGGGAAGACAUGAUGACAAAGACAGGAUCUCUGUCUUCCAGGAGUGGAGGGUAGACCAGAGGCAAAUUCCGACUCCGCAUGCUAGGUGUAAUGAGAAGGAGGAGGGGUGGUGAGAGCUCAGCACACAGGGGGCAGGACCUUUCAUCUGAUCACCUCAUUUUACAGGCAGAGCAAUAGGCCCAGCUGGUGAGAGACCACAGCAUACAGGCCCUGUCCUGGGUCCCCAGGCUCCCCAUCGAGGCCAGAACCCCUUCCCCUUGCUUGGGUUUCGUGUUGGUGGAGCCAUUAUGGAACAAGUGCUCCAUGCACAGCACUGUUCUAGGUGCUGGCCUUGAUUCUGACCUCUGGUCUUCACUGGGGAAACCUCGGGCUGUUCUGAGCCUAUCUGCUUGUCUGCAGUGCAAGGAAGUAGCCAGUGAGCCAAAGCAGGCCCAAGGACGUGGUGAACCAGGGAACACCACCAAGGACAGUGGAUGAUUUCCUUUCUUGGGCUCUGCCUGUUUCUCCAAGGAAGGAACAUCUGAGACAGAUUCCAGUUAACUGAAGUUUCCAGCCAUUUGUUUGUGGUUAGUUGGGCCCCAUUCUUGAAACUACAGAAUGUUAGACCUGGAAGACUCUUAAAGAACAUUCUGUCCCACUUAAGGAAGGUGAGGUGACCUCCCUGAGGAACAGGGAGGUGACCUGGCUCAAAUCGUGCCAGGGGCUCUACUGAGUGCAUGCUGUGGACAGAACCUUGGUGAGUCAGACACCAGGGUUCUCAUAGCCAAGAGUGUCUGCCCCAACCAGGGCCCUCGUAGGAGAGGGGAUGGAGCAUCACAACCCAUCCCAUGUAGGAGCUGGACUCCUUGCUUUUGGUCCUAUUGAAGUCUGAGGGCCUUAGGACAGUCCCUUCUCCUUUCUUAGGUCUCCAUCUCCUCAUCUCUACAACCAGAGGCUUAGAAAAUAUCCCUAGGGUCUCUGUAAUCUUUAAUUUUAUUAAGUUUUUGGAAGUAUUCGUGAUGUAUGGAUCUAAGCCAUAGAUAAUAUUUAUUGCUAUAAUAGCUAAGAUUUCCUGCACGCUCAUUCUGUAUCAAGCCCUGUACUGGGCGCUUUCUUUGCAUUAUCUCCUGUGAUCACCACAGGACCCCUUUGGGUAAGCAGGCUCCAAUGGGGAAACAGUCAUAUGGUGUCUUGCCGUGGCCAGUCACCCAGUAGAGGAAACCCGCACCCAGGUCUUGUAGAAACCCAAAGCCUGCGCUUCAAACCUCUGUCUUCGCCACUUCCUAGCCAGUGUCCCCAGGGCUGGCACAAGAGGGAAUCCUUGUUCCGGAAGGACUGAGAGGCCGCUGCAGGGUGGUGCUGGGCCCUGCUCUAGGGACAGUGCUCGGACACUGGCAUGGGUUCAGAAGGGAGUGUGCUUGUAGGUGCUUCUUCACCCCGACCCCGCCCCAGCCCUGGCCACAGCACAGAUGCGCCACAGUGCAGUGAAGGGAGGGGAGCUGAGGCCACAUUUUGCAGAAGGGGUAUACAUUAAAUGAUGGCGUGUUGGAGGACUUGCCCAAGGCCACAUGGCCAGCUAGUGACUCAGCUGGGACUCAGUCUCCUGACUUCCAUGCUACACUUUUCUCCUGCAGCCAGUGUUUGUAGGAAAAGCACAUUUUCAAAGGCUCAGAAGACCUGGGCACUGGCUCAGGAAGCCACCCCCCGCCCAUGUUCCUUGAAGCUCCGCCCCCAUCCCACCAUGCAGUGCGCACAGCUAGUUAUAUAUAAUACCCUUAUGUAAGGAAGCUCGAUUCCCCAAACAAAACAACCAUCGUGUCUUCCUUUGUGCUAAGCCCACUGCUCCAGGCUUCCCUGGUGUCUCGGACAGUAAAGAAUCUGCCUCCAAUGCAGGAAACCCAAGUUUGAUCCCUGGGUUGGGAAGAUACCCUGGAGAAGGGCGUGGCAACCCACUCCAGUAUUCUUGCCUGGAGAAUCCCAUGGGCAGAGGAGCCUGGCGGGCUAUACUCCGUGGGGCUGCAAAAAGUCGGACACAACUGAGUGACUAACACUUUCACUUUCACCAGGCUUGAAAGGCAGUGAAAACAAGCAAAUGACUCUGUGCUUAGCCAAACAAAAAGGAAGGCGGCUCAAGGUCGGAUGCAGCCUCUGAGCCCAUCUUUGUAAUGCUGCGGUGGCAGCUCUGCCCCCUAUCGCCUGCCGCUGCAGACAGUCCAUCGCCCUCAAUUCUGCUGAGUGCAGGGAGGAGGCAAGGGCAGAGCUACCUGACAGUUGAGGGACAACACAGAGCUGGCUUCAGUCAGGUAUUCAGCAAAUCGUUACUGAGCACUCAUUUUGUGCGGGGCAUUUGGCUAGGGCCCUUUGAGCUAGUGAUGAGCAGAGUAUUAGCCCCAGCCCUCCCGGAGCUUAUGGUCUGGUGGACAUGUCCAGAUGCUGAACUGAGUCCCCCAGGCACGUGUAGGGGCUGAGCUGAGUACUGGCAAAUCUGGGCUCAGGGACAAGUAUCACGAGAGGAGCACCAGGCCAUGCAGGUGUCGAUCCUGAAUCCUGAAGGUUGGCAGAAUGAUUGUAAUUGCUAAAGCGGUAGACCCAUGUCAGGCUUCAUUCCUCAACAUCCAUGUGACAGGGGUGAGUGGCUUCACUGGUCUUUUGAGUCCUCUCUUCCUUUUUUUUUUUUAAGAAACCACUUUACCCUGACUUUCCUCCCGCCUCACUGAAUGCUCCUUCUCUCAGACUCCUUUGUUGACCCAUCUUUUGUGAAGCUUCCUCAGGGUUCUCUUCUCUUAUUAGGAGAGUUCCUUCAGAAAUUGCAUCUGUUCACAGCCUCUAACCUCUCCUGUCCUUGCAUCUUACACCCCUUACCUGGAGGCCAGUUCUCCUUUGGAGCCACAGAAACACACUCACUGUGGCUGUCUGAAAGCCUGUAGCUGCUCAACAUCUCAGCUGGUAUAGUUAAAACCUGCUCAGUGUGCCCUCAACUGGCACAGUUAAAAGGACAAUCUGGAUUCAAAGUCACAUUUCUGCCCCCCCCCCACUUACUGGUGACUUUGGGGGAGCUGCCAACGCCCUCUGGAAGCUCUGAUUCAUCAUCUGAGGUUUACGCCAGGACACCAGCUGCGGAAUAGGGUUUCACGAUGCCUAGCACAGAGCCGACACAAACUAGA
Messenger RNA from Bubalus bubalis (water buffalo), 6442 nucleotides. RefSeq names its product ST8 alpha-N-acetyl-neuraminide alpha-2,8-sialyltransferase 5 (gene ST8SIA5). The record is from RefSeq and is a predicted model, not a curated record. Bases 716 to 1954 code for a protein of 412 amino acids. Gene Ontology annotation, molecular function: alpha-N-acetylneuraminate alpha-2,8-sialyltransferase activity. NCBI's taxonomy places the organism in Eukaryota, Metazoa, Chordata, Mammalia, Artiodactyla, Bovidae. Gene Ontology annotation, biological process: oligosaccharide metabolic process; N-glycan processing. The transcript is spliced from 8 exons.